CGACUCACGGUCAGGCAAACCCUCACGCGGAGCCUGAGCACGUUAGUGUGCAUACGGUGCACACUGAAGCAUCCAGUUACGUGCCCUAGCAGCCGCAGCCUCAGCCGGAACCUCAGCCAGUUCCGGAGCAGUUCGCGGGUCAGAACCCGAAUUUAGCCAUUCCGAUGUUCCAACCGCAAAUGGUUGCGAACAUGUUCCAGUUCUUCCAGCAGAUGGCGGGAGCGCACGUACCACCACCACCACCUCCUCCUGCACCCAUUGUCUCGAUUGAAAAACUCAAGAGGAAUGGGGCGCAGGAAUUCUGUGGCGACCAGAUAGCGGACCCUCAAAUAGCCAAGCGUUGGCAAGAGCGCACGGUGAGGGUACUGGAGAAUUUGAAGGUACCUAUCGAGGAUUGGGGACAGCAUGCCAUAUCCCUAUUGCAAGAUGCCGCCUAUGAUUGGUGGAAGCGAGUAGGGAAGCUGACUCUCCCCGAGUACCGUCAGCAAUUUGACGGAUUGGCUGAGUUUGGUAAAGACUUGGUCAACACCAUGGAGAAGCGCUGCAAGAAGUUCAUCAAGGGUAUUAGACCAGACCUGUCGUCAACACUCAUUAUUGCUCCCCGAGCCGACAUCAACGAUGUCUAUAAGAAAGCUCUUGAGCUGAACGAGGAGCUCAUCAGGAAAGCUGCGUAUGAACAGGCACUUUUGGAAGAAAGUCGGACCGUCCAAUCAGGCCCGAAAAUGGGACAUGGUAGCAAGAGGACCUUCUCCGCGCCGAGCAACACUCGCCAUGAUAAGCGAGCGAAAUCUACUCCCUCUACAUCUGUGGCCGUCACUAGUAAGAGCGGGAAGGAGAAGAUGACAUACCGUAAUCCAGUAUGUUCACACUGUAACCGCAGACAUGCUGGUGAGUGUUGGUUCAUACAGGGUCUUUGCCUCGGGUGUGGUCAGGCAGGUCACUUUCGGAACGAAUGCCCGGUGAAUCCAGGCAAGGCUAUCUCCACUGGACCAGGCACACCGACUGCUCCUACUGUCCGAAGGGCCGAGCCUACCCAGAGUCAUCGUUCUACAGCCGCGUCCAACCAACCAAAGAGGCCAGCAACUAGUCAGCAGCAGGGACGAGCACCAGCUCGUACGUAUGCCAUGCAAGGGCGUACAGAUCCACAGACCAAUGAUGUCAUCAUGGGUAUGUUCACUUUAUUUGAUAUCACUGUAUCUGCUUUAAUUGACCCUGGAUCUACCUUAUCAUAUAUAUGUGUACCUAUGCCUGUUACAUCUGACGUCACUAAGGAAACUCUUGAGUAUCCGGUAGUUGUGUUGAACCCACUGGGACACAGUCUACGUCUCCAACAUGUCUAUAAUCAAUGUCCGUUGAUGGCUCAAGGAAGAAUAUUCUUGGCCGAUCUCAUUGAACUCCCUCACAAGGAGUUUGACGUUAUACUUGGCAUGGACUGGUUGGAAAAACACCAGGCUAUUGUCGAGUGCAAGGAACGAGUGGUGAAACUUCGCACAGACGACGACAACGAGGUGAUCAUUCGGGGAGAACUGCUACCGAAAGCUCCCGAAUUCAUCUCUUAUAUGCAAGCAAAACGGCUCAUUCGCAGGAAAUGCGAAGCAUUCUUGUGCACUGUUAAGGAUAUACGAAAGGAAACACCUAAUCAUAAGGAUAUAUCUGUGGUUUGUGACUUUCCUGAUGUAUUUCGUGAGGAACUUCUAGGUCUACCUCAUCCGAGAGAAGUAGAAUUCUCUAUUGAUCUUGUACCUGGACCCCACCACCACAUCCCUCCAAUUUACUUUUCCUAUAUUAUCACCCUACCACCACCAUCAUCAUCCUCACACCUUAUCACCAUCAUCCGUCUAUCAUUCAUCCCCUCCCCAUCCUCUCUCUGUCGGCAGCAGCUCAGGAGGAAGAAAACCCAAAAAUACUCCAUUGUUGAGCCAAGGAAGAAGAAGGAGAAACAAGAAGAAGUGUCAAGGUUCCCAAAUCUUAAGCUCAAAAACGCAGCAUCAACUUCUUCGUGAAUUCUGAACUUCCGGAGAUUAUUUCCAAGAAGAUUGAAUGUCGGAUGCUCGAAGUUGAUAGGGGCGACCGUACGUUGAACGUUUGUUGAGGCGUAUUGUUAUCAUUCUA
Molecule: messenger RNA, 2112 nt
Organism: Cuscuta campestris
Lineage: Eukaryota; Viridiplantae; Streptophyta; Magnoliopsida; Solanales; Convolvulaceae
Source: the annotation of a GenBank genome assembly